Messenger RNA from Solanum lycopersicum (tomato), 3263 nucleotides. Its product is annotated as phosphatidylinositol 4-phosphate 5-kinase 2. Gene Ontology annotation, cellular component: plasma membrane. NCBI's taxonomy places the organism in Eukaryota, Viridiplantae, Streptophyta, Magnoliopsida, Solanales, Solanaceae. The record is from RefSeq and is a predicted model, not a curated record. Gene Ontology annotation, molecular function: 1-phosphatidylinositol-4-phosphate 5-kinase activity; ATP binding. Gene Ontology annotation, biological process: phosphatidylinositol phosphate biosynthetic process.
CCUUUCAUCUUUGUUUCUCUCUCUUCCUUUGUGUUUCUCUCAAAACUCCUGUUUGUAUUCAUACUUCUCUUUACUCUCUUCCAAUACAGCAAAGCCAAAUUGUGACUCUUUCUCUCUCUCUUCUAUCUUAUUUCCAAUUUUUUCUAGUCUAGAGAGAGAAACAUCAAUACUCAGAAUGGAGUUGGCCGGAGAAUAUGCUCCGGUGUAGCCAUUUUCAGGUAUAAUUUAAAGGAACAGGACGAGUUUGUUUGUAAAAGAAGAACAUUUUUGAUAUCAUUGAGUGAAAAAAAGUGAAAUGCCGGAAACCCUUUUGUUGUCGAGUCAGAUUCCUGAAAUAUCGACUAGAAGGAAGGAGAAUACGAAGGAAGUGGAUGAGGAGGAGAAAGAGAAGAUUCUAGAAUCAGCUACGACGACGACGACGACGACGACCCCGAGGUCAGUUAUCAUCAUUCCUCGGAGCAAAUCACAAGCAACAUCAAGGAGAGUUAUUCCGACGGAUGGUACAAUUUGUGCAGCGUCUGGUACAACUAGUACUAGCUCAAACGUUGGGGUAGUGGAAAAGCACCUUCCGAAUGGAGAUCUGUACAUAGGUAGCUUCUCCGGUAGUUCGCCUCACGGAUCCGGAAAGUAUUUGUGGAAAGAUGGGUGUAUGUAUGAAGGGGAGUGGAAAAGAGGUAAAGCAUCUGGUAAGGGUAAGUUUUCGUGGCCAUCUGGAGCUACAUUUGAAGGUGAAUUUAAGUCGGGGCGUAUGGAGGGUUCAGGUACCUUUAUUGGAUCCGAUGGGGAUAUGUACAAAGGUUCAUGGUCCGGUGAUCGGAAACAUGGGUAUGGGCAGAAACACUAUAGCAACGGGGAUUACUAUGAAGGGCUAUGGAAAAGGAAUUUACAAGAUGGACAAGGUAGAUAUGUUUGGAAGAAUGGAAACGAGUAUGUUGGUGAAUGGAAAACUGGGGAUAUUCAUGGUAGAGGUGUUUUGAUUUGGGCAAAUGGAAAUAGAUAUGAUGGAAAUUGGGAAGCUGGUGGUCCUAAAGGUCAUGGAGUUUUCACUUGGCCUGAUGGGAGUUGUUAUAUUGGGUGUUGGAGUAAAGAUGCUAAGAAUCAGCAACAUCAAAACCAAAUUCUUAAUGGUACUUUUUAUCCAGCAAACAGUAGAACUAACAGCCACGGCUCUGUUAAGAAAGAAAGUGUUGAUUUCAGUGCUAAAGAAGAUGUUUUGGGGGGAUUUUUUGGUCACAAGUUAGCUGCACCUUUAAUGGCUGAUGAAGAUUGUGGGUUGCUAGUGAUGAAUAUGGGGAAGAAGAGGUCAUCCGUGGAUGGAUCAAGGGGAAGUAUGACAGAAAGAAAUUUUCCCAGAAUUUGCAUUUGGGAGUCGGAUGGUGAAGCCGGUGACAUUACUUGUGAUAUUAUUGAUAAUGUAGAGGCAUCCAUGAUUUACAGGGAUGGCUUUGGGUUUGGUCGAGAUGGACUUAAGCAGUUCAGGAGAAAUCCUUGUUGCUUUAGCAAAGAAGAAAAGAAGCCAGGCCAUACUAUAUCCAAAGGGCAUAAAAAUUACGAUUUGAUGCUCAAUCUCCAGUUGGGCAUUAGGUAUUCGGUUGGGAAGCAUGCUUCGAUAUUACGGGAUCUUAAAACCAGUGAUUUUGAUCCUAACGAGAAGUUCUGGACCAGGUUUCCACCAGAAGGGUCUAAGCUUACACCCCCUCAUCAAUCUACUGAUUUCCGUUGGAAGGAUUAUUGUCCGGUAGUGUUUAGACAUUUGAGAGAAUUGUUCCAAGUUGAUCCUGCGGAUUACAUGUUGGCAAUUUGUGGAAAUGAUGCUCUGAGAGAGCUUUCUUCUCCGGGGAAGAGUGGAAGCUUCUUCUAUUUGACUCAGGAUGAUAGGUUUAUGAUCAAAACUGUGAAAAAAUCAGAAGUCAAGGUGCUUAUUAAGAUGCUUCCAAGUUACUAUCAACAUGUUUGUCGUUAUGAAAAUACCCUGGUCACAAAGUUCUACGGUGUCCAUUGCGUCAAACCGGUUGGUGGUGUCAAGACACGGUUCAUUGUUAUGGGCAACAUGUUCUGCUCAGAAUAUCGUAUUCACAGACGGUUUGACCUGAAAGGUUCCUCACAUGGCCGCACAACAGAUAAACCUGAAGGAGAAAUUGAUGAAACUACUACCCUCAAGGACCUUGAUCUGAACUUUGUGUUCCGUCUCCAGCGAAACUGGUAUGAAGAACUGAUCAAACAAAUUGAUCGCGAUUGUGAAUUUCUGGAAGCUGAGCGAAUCAUGGAUUACAGUCUCUUGGUUGGUCUUCACUUCCGAGAGGAUAAUACGGGUGAAAAGAUGGGUUUAUCACCAUUCCUCUUGCGUAAUGGAAAGAGUGAUUCAUUCCAAAAUGAGAAGUUCAUGCGUGGCUGUCGUUUCCUUGAAGCUGAGCUACAAGACAUGGAUAGGAUUCUUGCUGGCCGGAAACCCUUGAUUCAGUUGGGAGCUAACAUGCCUGCACGGGCAGAACGAGUGGCACGAAGGAGUGAUUUUGAUCAGUACACCCCCGGUGGUUUCUGUAAUGUACCCCCUUCCCGUGGGGAAGUCUAUGAAGUAGUCCUGUACUUUGGGAUCAUUGACAUUCUGCAGGAUUAUGAUAUUAGUAAGAAGCUUGAGCAUGCUUACAAAUCGUUGCAAGUUGACCCUGCCUCAAUCUCAGCUGUCGAUCCAAAGCUCUAUUCAAAGAGGUUUCGGAAUUUCAUAGGCAGAAUUUUUGUUGAAGACAGGUGAUAAGGGCAAGAAAACAAAAAAGGAUGUUACAUUAUAGAGAUUCUUUCAUUGAAUCUGGAAAAUCCCAACUGGUAAAGCACAGUGCCUGGAAUGAGCGGCAGCAGCAGCACGCGGUGAUCAUAGUCAGAGAAAUUAUUCAUUUUGGCUGCAAUGGUACACGGCCGAAGACAUUCUUGGCCUCAUUCAUGGUUGGGGUUUGUUAGUGGCUGAAUUUUAUGGAUCAGCCACUGGUUGAGUUGAGUGUAAGUCUUCUGUAUAUUCCCAUAGGGGGUUGGGUUUGGGGGGGUAAAUGAGUUCUUUUUGUGUUUUUAGUUUUAGUGAUUAUUUGAGCAUAGAAAACUGAGCAAGUCUUCUUUCUCAGUGAGAUUCAAAAAAGAUUGGAGUGGUGGGGAGAGGAAAGGACUUUGAAUAAUCAAAAGUGUACAGCUCAUAGGAUCAGGAGUUUGAAUAUAUUUAUUAAAAAAAAUACAUCUAUAUAUAUAUAAAAAAUGUAGUAAAUUCUUGUUAUGUA